Messenger RNA from Acanthosepion pharaonis, 1179 nucleotides. The record is from the annotation of a GenBank genome assembly. Lineage: Eukaryota; Metazoa; Mollusca; Cephalopoda; Sepiida; Sepiidae.
AUGAUUUCUCUGGUCGCAUUUACUGCUUCAUUUUCAUUUAUCUUUCUUUCUUUCUUUCUUUCUUUCUUUCUUUCUUUCUUUCUUUCUUCUUUUUGUUAUCCUUUCUUGCUUUUUCCUGUAUUUAUUCUUUUUGUCAUCAUUUCUUUCUUUCUUUCAUUUUUUCUUUUACCUGCCAUUUUUCUUUGUGUCAUUCAUUCAUUAUUUCUUUCUUUCUUUCUUUCUUUCUUUCUUUCUUUCUUUCUUUCUUUCUUUGAAAGUUGGCCAUUUUUUCCUGUUUUUAUUCUUUUCGCCAUCCUUUCUUUCUUUUUCCCGCUUUUAUUCUUUUGUAAUCAUUUCUUUCUUUCUUUCUUUCUUUCUUUCUUUCUUUCUUUCUUUCUUUUGUUAUCCUUUCUUUCUUUUUCCCGUAUUUAUUCUUUUUGUCAUCAUUUCUUUCUUUCUUUCUUUUUUUCUUUAACGCGCCAUUAUUCUUUGCGUCAUUCAUUCAUUCAUUUUUUCUUUCUUUCUUUCUUUCUUUUUUUCUUUCUUUCUUUCUUUCUUUCUUUCUUUCUUUCUUUCUUGUUCCUAGGUUUUUUCGUUUUCUUUUUCUUUUUCUUUCUUUUCUUUUUUUUUUUUCUUUCUUUUUUCUUGCGCUAUCUUUAUUCUUUUUCAUCAUCAUUUCUUUUUUUUUUUUUAUUCUUUUGUAAUCAUUUCUUUUUUUCUUUUUUCUUUUUUUAUUAUCCUUUCUUUCUUUUCCAUAUUUAUUCUUUUUUUCAUCAUUUCUUUCAAACAUUUUUUUUUCUUUUUUCUAUUUUUGGUCAUUUUCAUUCAAUCAUUCAUUCUUUCUUUCUUUCUUUCUUUCUUUCUUUCUUUCUUGUUCCUGUCUUUAUUCUUUUUGUCAUCCUUUCUACUUUUUUUCCUGUUUUUAUUUUUUUCAUCAUCCUUUCUUUCUUUUUCCCGCUUUUAUUCUUUUGUAAUCAUUUCUUUCUUUCUUUCUUUCUUUCUUUCUUUCUUUUGUUAUCCUUUCUUUCUUUUUCCCGUAUUUAUUCUUUUUGUCAUCAUUUCUUUCUUUCUUUCUUUUUUUCUUUUACCCGCCAUUAUUCUUUGCGUCAUCCAUUCAUUCAUUUUUUCUUUCUUUCUUUCUUUCUUUCUUUCUUUCUUUCUUUCUUUCUUUCUUUCUUUUACUCAUACUUUCUUUCUUAG